GACGUUUCAUCUUCAAAGUGAAAAAGGAAAUAAAACUUGGAUCAGCUAUUUAACUCUGGAGAAGUGAUACUCAACAGACGAAUACAGAGGUUUGAGUUAGCAGUUAGAAACGGAUUUUAGUUUGUUUCAACAAUGCACCAGCAACUUUGUGAAGGGACUUGCACAUAUUUUCUGUAUUACUUAAAGUGCAAAGAAAGAAUGUGGAUGUUGAUCUUCAUCGUCUUCCUAAUCGGCCACUGUCAGUCUGAUAAAAGACAGCCUGGAAAUGUCAGUAACUUUGCUGUUGUAAACAGUACGGUUUACGUCGCCACGGACAACAAACUCUACCAGAUGGACAGAAACCUCACUGUGGAAAUAAGACGGGACACAGCGCAACAAAACAGAGUGAAGAUACUGGUGCCAUUUGAGAACACACUCAUCACCUGUGGAACCGAUAUGUGUGGGUACUGCGACGUGCUAGAUUUGAAAAACAUUUCAAAAACCAUAUAUAGAGAAGCACUACCUGUAGCUUCUGUCUAUACGAAUAAAUCAUCCCUUGGUUUCCUGGUCGAGGUCGGAGACAGCAAAAAUAACAUAUAUCUUCUGACCGGAGCAGAACCAGAAGUUCCUGAUAAUUGCUCUGGAGAAUAUUUUUUCUUGAGUCUUAGAAACACCAAUGAUUUGCAGUAUGGAAAGAUAUUUUCAGUGAUUGAAGAACGUAGUAAUGUCAAACAGAUCAAAAAGAGGUCAAAUCAGUUUGAUUUGGAGUUUGUAGAUGGCUUUCAGUGGGAGAAACACAUUUACGUAUUCAUUAAUUUCAACAUAAGAGGUCCCCAAUCACGAGUUCGACUACUGUCGAUGAAGAAAGGAACGACAAAGACCAACACACUGAAGUCCUUCAGAGGUACAACCCUUCACUGCUGUGGGAGCAAGAACUACACACAGCUCGCCUCCUCUGCUGUGAUUGGAGGUUCCCCACUUCUUUGGGCAGGUGUCUUCAAAGCCGGUAACCUGCUCAACCCCGAGAGUACAGCACUAGCCAUUUUCAAUAUCACACAGGGAGCCUCUUCUGGUUGGUCAGCAGAUUCAGAUCCGGAUUUUUGCAUGGAAUCUACUUGUGGGCCUAUUUCUUCGAAUGAGGAAGGAUCACAAAAUAUGGCACCAAAGGCCAUUUAUGAGUACCCGUCGAUGACGUCAGUGGCUGUGUCAAUGGAUGUGAAUGUCAGUUCCUGGACGAUGUUCUUUAUCGGGACAGCAGACGGGCAGCUAAUAAAGAUUUCAAUGGACAAGGGCAUGAAACCAACCUGUCCCAUCGUCCUGUACAGAUCUAACGACGAACGCCCUGUACAUUCCAAAAUGAUUUUGGACCCGGUCGAUAAGAAACACAUCUACUUGGCUUUGGGGAAACAGAUGAAGCGAGUUCCUGUGGCUCGGUGCGAGAGGUAUAACAGCAUGAGGGACUGCUGGCUCUCCCAUGAUCCCCUCUGUGGGUGGUGUGCUUCUGCGAGUAGGUGCACAUUUCAUGACGAGUGCCUCAGGUCAACGUGGAUCACCAUCCCUGAUGGUUCAGUGCAGGAACAAAUGAUCUCCUUCCAAGUGGAUGAAACACCAUCUCACGAGGAGAUCAUAGUGAGUGUGACGGCUCACCUGAGGGUGGUAGCUCCAGAAGCCCCCGUCUUCUCUUGCGCAUUCACGACUGAACAGGGGGAGAGUCUGUGUACCGGGUCUGAGGAUACCGCGGUAUUCCCCAACUGCUCCUGUGUCUUCUUCAGGGAGAACUUACCUGCAGGAGGCCUUGGGGUAACAGUGAUGCUCUCAAUAGACAACCAGACAUCUUCUGAAUCCUGGAAUUUGAAGAACUGCUCUCUCAUCCAAGGAAAACCCACAUUCGCCCUGUGCUCAGAGUGUGUUGCUGCUGGCUGCCUAUGGUCCUUUACACAAGGCACUUGUGCCUGGAUGCCUUUGUACUCAUACGAGACCGACAAACAGGACACAUGUCAGAAGUACUCCUCCGGAGGGAAUUUCUCUAAGCCAGAAAUUGACUCAAUACAUCCAAAUGAAAUAUCCUUCUAUGGAAAAAACUAUGCAAGCAUCACGGGGAAACACCUGGAUCAUGUGACAAAGAUACGUAUCCAUGGGAACAAUGACUGCAAUCUGAAGAAGGUUCCGUUCCAGAGCCGCUCCAGUGAUAGGCUGACGCUGCACAUUCCGGGCGGGAACAAGGGCAGAAUGACAGUUUGCGUGGAGCUCCCUGACGGGACGUGUUAUGGCUCAGCCGUGGUCACCUACAGGUCCUUACCGGCCUGCGACCUCCUGACACCCAGCACCAGCUGGGCCAGUGGGGGCAGAGCAAUCAAUAUUCUGGGCACAAACCUGCAGUUUGUGGACUGGAUAGAGUAUAUGGACCCCCCACAGAAGCUUGAUGUUAAAUUCAAUUCUUCAAAUCUGGUGUAUUAUGCUCCUUCAAGUGGAGCUGAAACGAGAAGAAACACAACCUUCAGACUGAAGGUUGCAAAUGAAACGAUCAGAUGUGCGACCCUUACAUACCACCCGGACCCUGAGUUUAGCAGGUUCACCACAUCGCCAUCUGGAGAUGGCUUACGCAUCACUAUUGAGAAAAAAGUGGACAAACUGAACAUAUCGGAGGUGGAAAUGAAUAUAUUUGCCCUGGAGGGUGACGCAGAAUACAAAUGUGAGAAUAUUCAAAUUCAACCCAGUCAUUUGUCCGGGGUGGAUUCCAUUGACUGUCAAAUACUCAAUAAAGCUAAUUCCAAGAUACAGUUAGUGAAGAUACGUAUAGGAAAUUAUACAUUUGAAGUAACCGGACCACGUAAUAUGUUGUACUGGAUUAUAUUGAUCGUCAUCAUCAUACCUGCAAUCACCAUUGUUUUUGGGUGGAUUUACCUUUCAAAACGGAAGAAACUGUCAGAACAAAUGAACAAACGUCUAGAACUGCUGGAGUGUGACAUCAGAAAAGAGAUUCGACAAGGCUUUGUGGAUAUGCAGAUAUUGCCAGAAACGGAAUUGACAGAAAAUGCUGGAGCAAUCCCUUUUUUAGACUACAAGCAUUUUGCUUCCAGAUUCUUCUUCCCUGAUGAAACGAUGAUGAGUGGUUUCCUUAAAGACCUGGACCAGGCCUCAGAGAGAGCACAGACAGACAGGGGCUGUGAGGCUCUAUCCGGUCUGAUCCGAAACCGGCUCUUCCUCACCUCCUUUGUCCACGCGCUGGAGGAGCAGAGAAACUUCAGCAUGAAGGACAAGUGCCACGUGGCCUCCUUGCUGACCCUGGCCCUGCAUAGUGACCUUCCCUACCUGACUGAGGUUAUGGAGGUCCUCCUGAGGGCCCUCAUGGACCAGUCCAGCAACGCCCAGCCCAAGCUCAUGCUGCGGCGCACAGAGUCUAUCGUGGAGAAGCUGCUGACCAACUGGAUGUCCAUUUGCCUUUACGGCUAUCUACGGGAGUCUGUGGGGCAGAACCUGUUUUUGUUAGUGUCGGCACUGAACCAGCAGAUCUCCAAGGGCCCAGUAGACUCCGUGACAGAGAAGGCCCUGUACACGCUGAACGAGGACUCGCUGCUCUGGCAGGCUCAGGACUUCAGCGCCCUGAAGUUGAGCGUGUCCCUGGAGGUGGCCUCGGUGGGGGAGGGCGACGCCCCCCUGGAAGUCAGUGUGCUGGACUGUGACACGGUGGAGCAGGUGAAGGAGAAGAUCCUCAGGGCCUUCAAGAGCAAGUUCGGCUUCCCCUACAGCGGCCAGCUCAAGGACAUCGACAUUGUGUAUGAGAAAGGAGGCAGCUCUCUCCUGCUACAGGAAGUGGAUAGCAGUUCUGAGGUCCUGGGGGCAGUUACCAUGCUGAACACACUGAGGCACUACAAGAUUCCCGAUGGAGCCUCUGUCAAAGUCAUCACAAAAGAAGGCCACGCCCCUCUGACCACACAAGCCAGUUUGAAGGAUGACAAGAACUACUCCAUUAAGUACUUUCACUUGAUUGAUCCUGAUAUUGACGACCAGAGCGGAAACCCAGAGAGGAAGAAGCUGAAGCUGAAAGAAGUCUAUCUGACAAAACUGCUGUCCACAAAGGUGGCCGUGCAUUCCUAUGUGGAGAAGCUUUUCAGAUCGAUAUGGGGUGCGACCAACAACAGAGUACCGCUCGCAGUCAAAUACUUCUUUGAUUUCCUGGAUGCCCAGGGAGAUAGCAAGAAGAUCAGUGACCCGGAUGUCCUUCACAUUUGGAAAACCAACAGCCUGCCCCUGCGCUUCUGGGUAAACAUUUUGAAAAACCCCCAGUUUGUGUUCGACAUGGAGAAGACACCGCUUCUGGACGGCUGUCUGUCCGUCAUCGCCCAAGCCUUCAUGGACUCCUUCUCCCUGGUGGAGCAGCAUCUGGACAAGCAUUCACCCACCAAUAAGCUCCUCUACGCCAAAGACAUCCCCCAGUACAAGCAGGAGGUGAAGGACUUCUACAAGCAAGUGAGAGACCUAGCAGGCUUCUCCAACGCAGAGUUCAAGGCUUUCCUGCAGGAAGAGUCAAAGAAACAUGAAAAUGAAUUCAACGAAUCGGCCGCACUACGAGAAAUCUACAAGUACUUGCAGCAGCACUUUAAUGCGAUAGAGGAGAAACUGGUCCAGGAUGGGGCUUCCAGAGAGCUGAAGGACAAGCUGCAUCAAGUCAAGGAUUUUUUCACUGAACAGAAGAGCUGUUCCUGGGACUGAGAUCCUUCCUGCUACACAAGCCAACCAAACAUGUUUAUUGGCCAGAAGAGCUGUUCCAGGGACUGAGCUCCCUCCUGUGAACGCCCACUAGACAUGUUUAUUUGGUCAGAAGAGCUGUUCCAGCAAUUGAAGUCCCUCCCUCCCCGUCAUACAGCUCUAGCAGGUGAUGGUCCCCGACUGUGGCACUCUUCUACAACCACUAUAGGAGGUUGCAGAGGUCAGGCUGGCUCCAUCCAAGCAGCCCAGAUGAAACUCGUACCAAAAACCAACUCAAUGCUGAUCUUACGUUCCAUGGCAAAGGGCUGUUCUGGACAGCUACUGUUGUUUUUCCUCAGGUUAAAGGUCUUUAUGCCUUCAAGCACUUUGGGUUUCCAUGGUAGUGGGUAUCCCUCAUCAGCAUGAAUUAUUGAAAUAAUGUUCCACAGGAUUCUUUGAGUGGACUAACAAAGCCAAACCACGAUGCACUAACAAUCACCACGCUCUUAGCCGUUUUGUUUUACGGCGUACAUCUUUGCUUUGGUAUUUUACUUCUGUACAACACUGUCAAUAAUUCCUCAGCCACAACUGAGCUCUUAAAACAGGUUGCUGUUAACUCCCCAUUACAUGAUGCUAUUGUGAUUCAAGAUAAAUUGUGUGAUAUAAUGAUACUCAACAGUAAUUAAAUAAUACUCUCUUAUGACUACAGUACUGCCAGGGAGAUUCUGUGAGAAACAAUGCUCAGUCAGGACACAAGGCUUCUGUCCCGGGACCGUAUUUGUAGCACUGCCACUGAUGCUGGGAAGCCCUAAAGGGCUGUGUGUGUAAUGCCUUAAUGAAAUGGGUUUAUUAGCGACUGCCUCAUAGACAGUGUCCCCUUACAGUGAGUGGAAAGAGACGAUGAUGGUUACUGCACAAAGCCAACAAGCAGCUGUGCUGCAUUAGAGAGACUCAGACUUGGUGCUUAUCUUGAUUUCUGCGGCAUUAAAAUGGCUGAUGGUACUUUCGAUACUGCUGCCAGUCCAUCAGCUGCAAUGUUGAGUUAAUCUAGUCAGUGUCAAGUUGUUAAAUAUGCUACAUGAUGGGCUCAGUGUAGCCAAUCAGAGUCAGCCUUGGAGGUUUCAGUGUUUGGGGAACCUUCAAGUGGAAUGUAGGCUUGCAUGACUGAAAGGGUCCACUAAUGUCACUGCAUGUGGUUUUUGUGCUUUUUGCUGGGCAGACUUCACAGGUUACUGGCCAAAACAUCUUUAUAUCCAACUGCACAAAUGCUACAGUUUUUCCUGUCAUUUAUAUAUUUAAUGUAUACUCGCAUUAACUUACUUUGUACUUUUAAUAAGAACUUUAUGCAAUAC
Conger conger (European conger) is the source of this 6020-nucleotide messenger RNA. It is a transcript of the gene plxnc1, whose product is annotated as plexin C1. Gene Ontology annotation, molecular function: protein binding; semaphorin receptor activity. The transcript is spliced from 31 exons. Gene Ontology annotation, biological process: regulation of cell migration; regulation of cell shape; negative regulation of cell adhesion. The coding region runs from base 133 to 4692 and encodes 1519 amino acids. Gene Ontology annotation, cellular component: semaphorin receptor complex. NCBI's taxonomy places the organism in Eukaryota, Metazoa, Chordata, Actinopteri, Anguilliformes, Congridae. The record is from RefSeq and is a predicted model, not a curated record.